UCUUCUCAGAGAUCAGAAAUCAGAGUCAGAAGAAGAAGAAGAAAGCGAAAAGCAUAAUCAUCGCAUAGGAAGAAGAAGAACCCUUCUCUCUCUCUCUCUCUCUCUGAAACGUGGGGCUCUGAAUCUUGACUGUAAUUUGAAGUCUCGGUCUCUCUUUCCCUCUUCCCCCCUCUCUCUGAUCUUGUAUGCUUCAAUGGAAAUUCAUGACGGAGAGAGGAAGACGGCCGCCGAUAUGGCUUUGAAUGGAUUUUCUCCGGUGACUUCCACUAGGAUUGGCUGGAAAUCUCGACGGAGAUCAGCUAGCGGGAAGAAUUUAGAGGUAUCAAACGAUACUGCAAGUGCUAAUAUACCACCCAGCAAACAGGAAGAACUUCCUUCUGCUGAGGAGAUGAUGCAGGACUUCACUGCAGUUCCUGUUCCUGAGCUCUCUGAGCGUCGAAAGGCGUUAUUUGAACCAUUAGAGCCUAUACAGAACAUUAAUGGCCGACGGCCAUCAGCUGAAUCUUUACUGCCUCCUCCUGACUUUGAAUCUGCAAACUAUCCAAAGGGAUGGCUGAUCGGGAAGAAGCGAAAGCUUGUCAAUGUUGAUGUCGUCGAAAGCAUGCGCAGGAUUGCCAUCCAAGAAAUGAACAGAAAGGACCGGGAAAUCGACGGGCUGAACCAACAAUUGGAGGAGGAUGCAAGAUGUCUGGAGCAUCUGCAAGUGCAGCUUUUGGAAGAGAAGAGCAAACGUGCUCGAAUUGAGAGAGAAAAUGCAAUGCUUCAAGAACAAGUGAACAUGCUCAUGAACAUGAUACAAGAAGAAAAUGAGCAAAUGGCUGAUGAUGAUGAAGGCCAUGAUGAACCAUAAUUAGAUUAUUAGGAGUAUUGCAGUAUUAUUGCUAUAUAUUAUGCUCCAUGUGUGUGUCUGUUUAUUAAUUCUUUUUCUCAAGUAAGCUUUGGUGGGGUGUGCUUACGUUUUGCUACUAUAUAUAGUUGAGUCAGUGGAGUGCAUGUAUUUAUAAACUCUUCCCAGGUUAGCGAAAAGGUAUCAAAUCGAACUGAACAUAGUAUUUGUUUAUUGAACAAAGAAUAAUGUAAAUCUCUCAUGAACUGUACUGUAUUAUUGCGGUUUAUUAGUGUCAUGCUCCUCUCAAUUGGAGAGAAUGCAAUUCUACAUCA
Molecule: messenger RNA, 1161 nt
Organism: Prosopis cineraria
Lineage: Eukaryota; Viridiplantae; Streptophyta; Magnoliopsida; Fabales; Fabaceae
Product: protein HEADING DATE REPRESSOR 1
Exons: 3
Coding region: 194-850 (218 amino acids)
Biological process (GO): regulation of flower development
Source: RefSeq, a predicted model, not a curated record